This is a messenger RNA of Cyprinus carpio (common carp), 680 nucleotides long. RefSeq lists its product as uncharacterized. Gene Ontology annotation, cellular component: membrane; mitochondrion. Gene Ontology annotation, biological process: apoptotic signaling pathway. The record is from RefSeq and is a predicted model, not a curated record. NCBI's taxonomy places the organism in Eukaryota, Metazoa, Chordata, Actinopteri, Cypriniformes, Cyprinidae.
UACACCAUAAAUUGGCUUGUCAACAGCCAUUAAACAGUACAAGAAGAAAAUACUGUUGACCGUGGGCUGUUGUCGCCUUACUGUCUAUGGUUGUCGCUCCGUGGUAAACGCUGUAAUCUCUUUGAAAACAUGUCGAAGGAUCAAUUAAUUGUGAUUACAGCUGGGGCUGUUGGUGCAGUAGUUUUGGCCCCCGUUGCGCUCAGCAUGGCUGGGUUUACCGCCGCCGGUAUCACAGCAGGAUCUAUGGCCGCUAGCAUGAUGUCAUCAGCAGCCAUCACCAACGGUGGCGGUGUGGCUGCAGGAGGUUUGGUCGCUCUCCUCCAAUCUGCAGGUGCUGCUGGUAUGUCUGCAACAGCAACAGCUGGUGUGGCAUCUGUGGGCGGUGCUGCAGGAGCUCUAGCAAGUGGAGCACUUGGUUUUUUGAAGAGGUUGAGGAAAUGAGAACAUUAAAAUGUGCUCUGUGUUUAAAUUAAUGUUCUAAAAGCACUUUUUUGUUUACAUCCUGUGCAGAAUUAUUCAUAUUCACUGUUUUUCACUGAUUGCAAAAAUGUAACUACCUUAAAACGAAUCCCUGUAGUAAAUUCAUGUUGCUAAUAGUGUGACCAAAUUUGAUUUCUGUCGCAGGGAUUCUGAAUUAAUAAAGUAAUAAAAUAAUUGUGAAGACAGAAUGAAAAACCAAA